Molecule: messenger RNA, 1629 nt
Organism: Effrenium voratum
Lineage: Eukaryota; Dinophyceae; Suessiales; Symbiodiniaceae
Source: the annotation of a GenBank genome assembly
AUGUUGGAGCGGGGCCUCACCAUUAUUCCUAUGGUGGACACUUGGCUGAAGCGGAGCUGUCAGAUGAGUGGCGAGCUGCAGCCCUUCGAGCUUCUCUAUUUGCCUCGAGGUGUUCCCAUCAAGCUCUCACAGCAGCCGGAGAUGGUGGAUGAGGAGUGGGAGAGACUGCGGCACCAGCAUAUUCACUUGCACCGGAAAGCUGUCAGCUCAGCCUUGCUGUGGUUGGCCCUUGUCUGCAUCUCCAUUUGGCUCAGCGAAGGUUCCUCUGAUCUGCGCCUUCUGGACAGCUCCCCGGAGGCAGUUCCUCUUCGCGCCAAGCACGGCGACACCAUCCGCGACGCGCGCCGGGGUCUGGGGGAGGCGCUGGGGGUGCCUCCUGGGCGCUACUUGGCAAAGCUCUGGCUUCAACUGCUGGGAAAGGAAAUCCUGGCGGAUUCUGCGCCCCUCGCCUCCCUGGACGUCGAUGUCAAUGUUUGCAUCCUGCCUGACAUGCUGGAGAACCAACUGGCAAAGCUUGCUGGUGUGGACAGCUUCAGCGAGCUUCAAGACGCUGUGGAGUUGAGUCUUGCUCAGAAGCGCCUCAAGACGCUGCCGCAACGCUUCGGCGUGGUUUGCCGGUCACUGGAGUUUCUGCAGCUAAGCCACGGCCUGCGACACCUGCCGGACACGUUCCACCACUUGGUGUCAUUGAAGCGGCUGGCGAUCGCUCACGCGCCGCUUUCUGAACUUCCGCCUGGUUUUGCAGAGUUGCCGAACUUGGAGGAGCUGACCAUCGAGGCAUGUCAGCUUGCCAGUCUUCCCCAGGACAUUGGCUCUCUGCAAUGCUUGAGGCUGCUCCACUUGUCCAAGAAUCAACUUCACUCAAUUCCUGCCAGUGUGGGAAACCUCUGCCAGCUGAGAAGGAUGAUGGUGGACAGUAAUCAGAUCGCAGAGCUGCCCGCGACUUUGUUCGACCUUCCCAAGCUUUCUGUCCUGGGGCUAUCGCGGAACCUCUUGCGAAAGAUGGCCGUGGCUGAUGGUCAGCUUCCCCAACUGCAAGCGCUGCGAUUGGAGGGCAAUCGCCUCUCCAACCUGCCGGAUGGCAUAACUGGAUUGAAAUUUUUGCAGGAGCUGCAAUUGCAAGCGAAUCCACUUCGCCCCCUUCCUGAUGGCUUUGGCCAGCUUUGCUGCUUGCGGCGGCUGCAGGCCAUCGGUUGCCUGCUGGAGUCCUUGCCUGCAAGCUUCUCAAGCUUGGCGAGCUUGGAGCACUGCGAUCUCGCCAGAAAUCAGCUCAGGAGUCUGCCGGCAGACUUGGGUCGAUUGACUUGCCUGAAAGAGCUGCUGGCCAAUGGAAAUCGCUUGCAGCAUCUUCCUGAGAGCUUUGGUGACUUGAUCUCCUUGCGGGUGUGCCAGCUGAAUGCCAAUGAAUUGACGCAGCUGCCGGACUCCUUUGGCCGCCUGGGAGCUCUGGAGGAGAUCUGCUUGGUAGAGAACAAGCUGACAUCGCUUCCAAGCUCUUUCAGCGAGCUCUCUUCACUUCGCCGCGCCUUGUUGUCGCGGAAUCGGCUGGCCAACAUUCCAGAGGCGGUGUGGCAGCUGCCGAGCCUCGAGGAAGUGGAACUGUCAGGCAACUGCCUGGAUGCGCGGUAA